Echinococcus granulosus is the source of this 1353-nucleotide messenger RNA. Its product is annotated as Phosphorylase b kinase gamma catalytic chain, skeletal muscle isoform. The transcript has 7 exons. Gene Ontology annotation, molecular function: phosphorylase kinase activity; calmodulin binding; ATP binding. Gene Ontology annotation, biological process: glycogen biosynthetic process; protein phosphorylation. The coding region runs from base 1 to 1353 and encodes 450 amino acids. Gene Ontology annotation, cellular component: phosphorylase kinase complex. The record is from RefSeq and is a predicted model, not a curated record. NCBI's taxonomy places the organism in Eukaryota, Metazoa, Platyhelminthes, Cestoda, Cyclophyllidea, Taeniidae.
AUGGCUGUUCUUGAUUUCGAGAAAGAGGUCGUUGACACACCGUCAACGAAUAAAUUCAACACGAAGUAUAUCCCGCAAGAGGUCUUAGGUACUGGUGCGAGUAGUACGGUGCGUCGGUGCAUCUCAAAAGAAACGAAGGAAGAAUUUGCCGUCAAAAUUUUGGAUCUAAAUAGCGGCGUAGAAACCAACGAAGUUCUACGCGCAGAGUGUAUGCGUGAAGUUUCCAUCCUGCGCAAGGUUGCUGGUCACCCAAAUAUAAUAAGACUUGAGGAUGUUUUCGAAGAGGAUGCUUACGUUUUUCUAGUUUUUGAGCUCUGUAAGGGUGGGGAGCUUUUUGAUUACCUCACAAAGAUGAUCAUCCUUUCAGAGAAACGAACCCGUAUGAUCAUGCGGCAAAUGCUAGAUGCUGUUAGUUUCAUACACUCAAAAGGAAUUGUACAUCGUGAUCUCAAGCCGGAAAAUAUUUUGAUGGAUGCUGAAAUGAACAUCAAAAUCUCUGAUUUUGGCUUAGCUGUUUACUCUACUGACAUGGAUGAACUGCAAGAAACUCGUGGAACGCCAGGCUAUCUUGCUCCUGAAGUUCUCCGUUGUGGUUACUACGAUGGUCAAGCUCCCUAUGGGCAGCCUGUUGAUGUUUGGGCCUGUGGAGUUAUUAUGUACACACUUCUUGUUGGAUUUCCGCCGUUUUGGAAUAGAAAAGAGUAUCUUAUGCUUCGACAGAUCAUGCAGGGCAAAUACUCCUUUCGCAGUCCCGAGUGGGAUGAAAUCAGUGACACAGCCAAAGAUCUUAUCCGUUCGAUGCUGAUUGUUGAUUCCGCAGCACGGAUCAAGCCAGCUGAUGCUCUCUCCCACGAGUUUUUCAAACAGACAAUCUCUGCCCCCAUUACCACCAAAUUCCACGGCAGGCGGAAGUUCAAGUCGGCCUAUCGUGCACUUCUCUUCAUCCGCAUAUUGAAGGAUUUGAAGGCCUGUGGAACCACUCUCUCACUCCAUAAACUCACCACUGACCCCUACUCGAACAAGCGUCUCCGAAAACUCAUUGACGCACUGGCUUUCGAUGUCUACAGCCACUGGAUCAAACGGGGCGAUGAGCAGAACCGGGCGGCAUUGUAUGAGAAUAAACCGCACUGUGAACAGGUUCAGAUGACCCUCACAACACCUCUCCAACUGCAUCCAGAUUUUUUGGAGCCCGCGGAAUUCAGAGAUGACACUUUUUACGAGCCUUCCGCCGGGGCUGGUUCGUCUGCGCGCAAGUACUACGAACCCUCGGUUGUAGACAGCAUCGACGUCGUUGUGGGUCUGUCCAGCCAGUGGCGAACGAGUUCCCUUCUAGUCGUGAACAGUGCAUACUGA